Messenger RNA from Biomphalaria glabrata, 647 nucleotides. Its product is annotated as C-type lectin 37Db-like. The record is from RefSeq and is a predicted model, not a curated record. Gene Ontology annotation, molecular function: carbohydrate binding. Lineage: Eukaryota; Metazoa; Mollusca; Gastropoda; Planorbidae. The coding region runs from base 89 to 589 and encodes 166 amino acids. Gene Ontology annotation, cellular component: external side of plasma membrane. The transcript has 3 exons. Gene Ontology annotation, biological process: biological process involved in interspecies interaction between organisms.
AAGCCAAACCAGUUCUGCACACAUGACAUUUGUUUAGAGGCUACUCCAAGCUGUCAGAGCAGGUUUGUUAAUUGCUUCAUAAAAGAACAUGGCUGCUACUGUGUUUAUGUUCCUACUGGCUGGGACAGUCAGUGUCGUCUUGGGCGUAGAUUUAAGAGUAAGCCUGUAUGAUUCGCAAACAUACCCACCUUCUGCUUAUAAGAAUAAACUUUACUACCUCUCCAGAACGACCUAUAACAACUACGAUCAAGCCAGUUACUGGUGUGCGUGGAAUGGUGGUGGCUAUCCCGCUGAAGUAGAUUCUACCCCUGAGCUUGCGUUCCUUGAACAGUACCUCGUUGUCACAGCACCAUCUACAGCAAUGGUCUACAUCUCUGGAACUGACGCUAGAAUUGACGGCAGGUGGCUCAGUCAGCGAACGGGGUCACCUUUAAUUAUUUUUGAUUGGGCACCUGGAGAGCCUAACAACUCAGGCGGGCGAGAAGACUGUCUAGAAAUGUGGCUAAAGAAUCAAGCCAGAUUCAACGAUGGCCCUUGCACUAAUGCUCCAGAAAAUCGAUAUGUUUUGUGUGAAAAAGAUCUGUUUUAGCAACGGUUGCCUUGCUUUCCAGUGCAAAGUGUUGCAGUUUAGAAAUAAAUUUAAAAUA